This is a messenger RNA of Hemicordylus capensis (graceful crag lizard), 6567 nucleotides long. RefSeq names its product zinc finger protein 260-like. The coding region runs from base 276 to 2831 and encodes 851 amino acids. Gene Ontology annotation, biological process: regulation of DNA-templated transcription. The transcript is spliced from 9 exons. Gene Ontology annotation, molecular function: calcium ion binding. Lineage: Eukaryota; Metazoa; Chordata; Lepidosauria; Squamata; Cordylidae. The record is from RefSeq and is a predicted model, not a curated record.
ACCUUGUGCAUUUCCUGAAGGAGGAGGAGGAGGAGGAGGAGAGGAGGGGGAGCCGGACUGGAGGGAUCAAAGAGUGCUCACGUUUCUGCUUCAACACAAAGCUGUAUGACGCCCUCAAUGAGGAGCUGAAGUUUGCACGUCUCUGCCUUUCCUUCGGUGGCGCGCAGGGAAUUACCUCUUGCCUUUUUUACCUGUUGGGGGUCUGGUGAAGCCCCAGGUGCCUGCAGUGGAGCCUUGGUGAAGAAUCACAGGUGCAGAGGCCAACAGAAGCAGCGAUGCCUUUCCCUGAGGCAGAGGAGGCUGCAUUGAACACUGGCCAGAGCCCACCAUUGAGUGGGAUUUUGCAGGAGAAUAACCAAGGUGCCACCUCAUCUGGAAUGUUGGCAAUUUCAGAGACUGAGGAUCACAGUGAAGCCUUGUCAGUCAGUAAUGAAGGCGAAUUGUCAAACAGCUUACCUGGAGAAGACCUGGAUGAGUGCCUUGUCUACCCGAGAGAGCUCUGUCCACAUCUCUGCAUCAACACAGUGGGAUCUUAUAAGUGCUUCUGCUUCCCAGGAUUUACUCUGCAGGAUGAUGGUCCCAGCUGCAGCCCAGAUUUUGAAGAAGAUGGACAAAACACUACCUUAGGGGACAAAGCUCCUCUUGCUCCAGAAACCCUGAAUAUUCAGCCUGUGACAAUCAACAAUCUACAUGUGGAGGAAGAUACGUGUAAAGACAAUGGUGCCUGCAAGAACAAAUGUAGUACUCUGGAAGGAAAGAUAGAGUGCUCCUGUCUACCUGGUUUUGCCCUCAUGUCAGAUGGGGUUUCUUGUGAAGGUGCUGGAAUUAUGUCUGCAAUGCAUUCUCAGCUAUUUUGUCCUUGUGAUGGAGUGGAAGUAGCUUCGAUGCAACGAGAUCAGGAGAAGAACCGGGUAUGUGAACUGCAAGGAGAAAAUGAUCUUCUCCUUCAAGAUCUGGUGACUUUUGAGGAGGUGUCUGUGCAUUUCAGUGAGGAGGAGUGGGCUCUGCUGGAUCGGGACCAAAGAGCGCUGCACAAGGAAGUCAUGGAGGAGAAUUUUGCAAUCGUGGCCUCACUGAGACUUGACAAAUUUUCUUUGGAUCUAGGAGCCAGCCCCACAGUUUAUGAGCCAGACCAUGGACACUUGACAAAAUUACCUGAUGCUGAAGAUGGAGAAGUCAUUGACAGGCAGAAGAUUAAGAACAAGGAAAAUCCCCAUGGAGGAUUGAUGGAAGGUGGCAUGUGUAUAAAGAGGGGAAAGCUGAGAACAAAAGCUGGAACAGAACAGAAAAGGAGGAAUGGAUCUGCUGCUUCCCAGCAUGAUGAUUGCCAUGAAUUCAGAAUCCAAGAAAUAGUGGACACUGGGACAAAAAGAAAUCUGUGCCCGGCUUACAAGGAAAGCUUUACUGUUGAAUCCAACCGUAAGCCUCAAUGGAAAAGGCAUACAGAGAAAAAACCACAUAAAUGCUUGGAGUGUGGGAAGAACUUCAGACAAAGUGGCAUACUUGCUAUACAUCAAAGAAGUCACACUGGAGAGAAACCAUAUAGAUGCUUGCAGUGCGGAAAAAGCUUCAGUAUGAUUACAAACCUCACUGUUCAUCAAAGGAUUCAUACAGGGGAGAAACCAUAUAAGUGCUUGGAGUGUGGAAAGAGCUUCCGUCGAACUGAUUCCCUUGUGAUACACCACAGAACUCACACAGGGGAGAAACCAUAUGAUUGUUUUCAGUGUGGAAAGAGCUUUAAUGCAAGCACAAAUCUCACUAAACAUCAAAGAAUUCACACAAGUGAAACAGCAAAUAGUUGCAGUGAAAAUAAUACACACCUCAUCUCACAUGAAAGGAUUCACACAGGGGAGAAACCAUAUAAGUGUUUGGAGUGCGGAAAGAGUUUCACUCGAAGUGGAACUCUUAUUAUACAUCAAAGGAUUCACACAGGAGAGAAACCAUACAGAUGCUUGGAGUGUGGAAAGAGCUUUAAUCAAAGUGGAUAUCUUGCUUUACAUCACAGGUUUCACACAGGGGAGAAACCAUAUAAAUGCUUGGAGUGCGGAAAGAGCUUUGCUCAAGCUCACUACCUCGGUUUACAUCAAAGAAUGCACACAGGGGAGAAACCAUAUACAUGCAUACAGUGUGGGAAAUGCUUUAGAGAUAAUGGAAAACUUAUUAUACAUCAAAGGAUCCACACAGGAGAGAAACCAUAUAUAUGCUUGCAGUGUGGAAAGAGCUUCAGGGUGAGUGGAUAUCUUACUAUACAUAAACGAAGCCACUCCGGGGAGAAACCAUAUGGAUGCGUGGAGUGUGGAAAGAGAUUUGGCCACAGGCAUCAUCUUAGAGUCCAUCAAAGAAUGCACACUGGGGAGAAACCGUAUAAUUGCUUUGAGUGUGGAAAGAGCUUCUAUCAAUCUCAAUCCCUUACUUCACAUCAAAGAAUUCAUACCGGGGAGAAACCCUAUGAAUGCCUGGAGUGUGGAAAGAGCUUCAGGCAAUCUAGUUCCCUUACUUCACAUCAAAGAAUUCACACAGGGGAGAAACCAUAUACAUGCUUGGAGUGUGGAAAGACCUUCAUAGACAAGUCAGGUCUAAGUUCACAUCAAAGGACCCACACAGGAGAGAAACCAUAUGAAUGCUUGGAGUGUGGAAAGAGCUUCAGUCGAAGUGACACUCUUAUCACGCAUCGCAGAAUUCAUACAGGAGAGAAACCAUAUGGUUGUUGGCAGUGCGGGAAGAGCUUUCGCGCAAGCAGAGACCUUAAUAGACAUCAAAGAAUUCAUAUGAGGGAAAUACCAAAUAAAUGCAAGGAUAGUGGAAAUAAUCCACACAUCAUUUCACAAUGAAAGAUUCACAUGGAGAGAAACCAUAUGAAUGCUUGGAGUGUGGAAAGAGCUUUAGGGAGAGUGGAUAUCUUACUGUCAAUGAACCCACUCCAGGGAGAAACCAUAUGGAUGCUUGUAGUGCAGAAAGAGCUUCAGCUACAGUCAACCUCUUAGAAUUCAUCAAAUAAUGUACACUGGGGGGAAACCAUAUAAUUGCUUUGAGUGUGGAAAGAGCUAUUCGUCUCAUUCCCUUACCUCACAUCAAAUAAUGCACACCGGGAAGAAACCCUGUGAAUGCUUGGAUUGUAGAAAGGGCUUCAGAGGGGGAGCAUUUCAUCAAAGCACUCUCACUGGAGAAAAACCAUAUAAAUGCAUGAACUGUGAGAAGUCCUUCUGCUGUAGGUACCUCCUUAUCUCACAUCAAAGAACCCACUCGGGUGAUUUAAAAUGAAUUCCAAGAAAAGAGCCACAAUCUGUUAUGGCAAAAGCCAUGUAGAAUCAUGUGACACCUUAAAAACCUACCUUUUAUCUUGACAUGAGUUUUUAUGGGAUGCAGUUGAAGAAAGAAGAGCCUUGCUUAUGCAAGCCAGUGCUUCACUGCACAGUUCAAGCUCAAUGCUUCAGUACUGAUCCCGCCCCCUUCUCUCUCAAUGUGGUGUGGAGCAGCAACAUCAUCCACUGAGACCCUUCCUGCCACGCAUUUCAUGAACCUUUCGUUUUUUGAUGUUUUUAAGAAGACUUUGCAAGAGAGAGUGCACAGCUUCCCCUUUUUCUUUUUAAAAUAAAGGGUGUGAAAUCAAGAAAGGCAGUUGUCCACCCUCUAUUAAAGACUGAUGGGCUGUUACUCCAUUUAGUGCUUAUCAUCUUACAUCAUGAUGGCUCUGUGGUCCUCGAGUACCAUCUGGUCCUCUUGUUUUGGAUACAUUUCAGCUGUACAGCCUGAAGGUAUGGACAAGAUCCUCAGUAGUGUCACAGUAAAGUAAAGGUAAAGUUGUGCUGUCAAGUCAGUGUUGACUCCUGGCGACCAUAGAGCCCUGUGGUUGUCUUUGGUAAAAUACAGGAGGGGUUUACCAUUGCCAUCUCCCACAUAGUAUGAAGUGCCUUUCAGCACCUUCCUAUAUCACAGCUUCCCGAUAUAGGGAAACACCUAGUCCACAUAGUCAGGGAAACAUACCAGCGGGGAUUCGAACCAGCAACCUCUUGCUCCCAAGGCAAGUUACUUCCCCACUGCGCCAUUAGGUGGCUCACAGUAGCCUCAUGUAUUCUUGCCGUGUGCCCAUCUUGCCUAGUAAAAGCUAACAAAGGGAGGACUGGCAAGUGUCUUGAUGUGGUUAUUAAUGCCUCAUUGGUGCAGGGGAAGGUGUAGACGGUUCUCAGAACUAAUGCUGAAGAAGGCUUCUCUAGAUGACUCCAGACUGGAAAGUUGUUAGCCGGGUUCUUCUCUUCUCUCUUUCGGCAAGGUGAUAGAACCAGUGGCUCCUGUCCUGUGGCUGUGUCAUCAAACCUUAAGAUAACUUGUCUCAGCUCACUGAUGCAUGGAAGUAGGGAUGCUCUGCAAAUGCUGUCCACAGUUCCAGCAGCAUUUAAUGAGUGGCACGAAAAGCACCAGCCAGGAUGAACAGGCCAGGCUACAUUUUGAAUUCUGUUAGGGCAAGUGGCUUCAACACUUUGUGUUUCCUCGGAUGGCUCUCUUUCCAUUGUGUGAAUGUGCUCUUGCUUGGUUUCCCCAGGAAUGAUGAUGAAAAAUUUCUUCUCUCACCACAGGCAUGAGGCUUUCCUCUAUUGUGCCUUGGAUUGUUUCAUGUGCUGCCCCUUCUUCACAUGUGUAUAAAGUCUGCAUUGGGCCAGCGAUGGACUGGUUGUGAUGUUGUAGACGAUAUCCUGCCAUUCCUGCCUCUCGUGUAACCCAUGACCUCAGUAUCUUCACUGGUAGAUGAGCAAGCUUUAGCAAAACCUGCUCAGUGCUAUGUGGCCCACCUCAAUAUCUUCCUGCUUUCUCCACCUGGAAAUAAGCUCCACACCGUGGAGAAAGGGCUCCUGAGUUUCUUGAUCUCUCCUGGGCUGACAGAAACUUGGAUACCUGGAAGAGACAGAGGCCUCAAUUUCCUAUUGAAUAGAAAAGUGACAGCCACCCCAGCUAACUUAAUCUUGAUUGGAGGAGAGUGACCUUCACCUCCUGACCGCCUGUGUGGGCAGCUUAAAAAAGGAGGAUUGAAUGAAUGAUAGAAGUUGGGUUUUUUUCUGUCUAAAGCUGGACUAAAGACUUGGAUAAAAUUCUGCUUGUAAGCUCUCCUUUAGACUCUUUAUUAGGAAAUAAAUACGUUUUUGCUAUCUUCUUUUUAUGCCUCUACACUUUCCUCUGUCACUGCUGAUCAUCGUUCCUUCUACUUCAAUAAAUAUAUUCUUCUAAAUGGUUUUACUGAGCUGGGUGAGCAUGUUUUGAGUGCACUGAGAAAAAAGUUCUCUCUGCUGGUUAGUCAUACUACUUGACUUAGAGAACCAGAGAGGAGAACCCAUCAAGACCUCACUCUGGGGAGAAAAAGGAGGUGGAUGGGGCCAGCAUCUCCAAACUCAAAUCCAAAGAGCCACAGGUCCUCUUUGCUGUGCCGUUGGUUGGUGUCGCUGAAGAAGGUGGUGGCAGUGACCCAGGUGGUAGGACCCAUGAGUAACUUUGGGGCAGAAACUUUUUUAAAAGCCCAAGAGCUGAUCCCCAAGUUUCUCCACACCAUCCAUCCCUUUCUGUGAGGCUCUGCCCCACCAGGAUAAGUAAGAAAGCAUUAGAUAAAGAACUUUGGCUUAUGCUGGGAACUGGCCUGGCUGAAAGGCCUGUUUGAGAAAGUAUCUUUGGUCAAGAAGAGGCUGAGACCUAGAAAGCAAUCUCUUAAACUGCUUAAAGUAUGCUUCUGUGUCCUGCUUGCCGAGCAGCCUACAAAAACAAGUAAGACCCAAUAGCUAGGUUACAUCUGGGCCACCAGAGAGGAGCCUGCCGGCAGCAAAGGGACAUAGGCCAAGCCACAAAGGGUAUUUCCAAGAAGUAAGAGACAAAAAGUGAAAGUGACAGUCGAGUAGAAAACUGCCCAUCUGUGUGACCCAGGAGGACAACGGAGAGGAUGUGACAGACCUCAGAAUAUCAUGAGAGUCCAGAUGGAUAUCACAGUCCAAAGGAGAAGGGGACCACCCAGACGCUGAGAAGGUACAUGCCAGAUGUCUGAUGGCUGCAGCCAAGAUAAAAGGGAAGAACCUGAAAGGUGAACUCAAAGCAGAGACCAGAAGCCUGCUUGAAAAGCAAUAGCCAGAAGGAGACCAUCAGGAUCUGCACACACUGCCCAGUCUCUGCCCAGUUUGGGGUAUAAAAGAUAGCCAGACUGUGACUGGGGACCUUCAGCCUCCAUCGAAACUCAGAGUGUACCUGUGGGCGCCCUUCCUUGCUGUACGCCCUUCACUCUGCAUGUCGGUGGACCUAGCUAGCUCGCACUCCGGCCAAAGUCCUGACCUAGCUAAGUAGGUAUCAGUAGAUAGGUUGCUAUUUUAUUAAUAUCAUGAAAGCUUGAUGUAUUUUGAAUAUGCCACCCAGUGGUCUUGCUUUAUUGCUGUGUUAAUAGUAAUUGCAAUAGGAAUUAUUGUUUGCCUUGCCAAAAUUGUGUGUGUUCUGUUGGGUGCAGAAGCACCUCAGCCAACAGGCUUAAGCAGGUGGGGUGGUUCAGAGACACUCCAUUUGUCUGUAUCCAAUAAACCAUAAGUAUUUUAUAUUCUACAA